UUUAUAUCAUUUGAAACAUUAGGUGGAGGAUGGACGCUUGUUGCAAGCAUCAGUUCUUCCAGCAAUGACCAUCUUUUGAGAGCAGAAGUCAACUGCUACAAUUUAACACGUUGCGUUGAGUUCAUCAACACGUCAAUUCCAUGCAGAAAGUUAUCAGAUCAGGAUAUUCACGAGAUUGCAACUCAGGAAGGUAUAUACCGUAUUUCCUAGAAUAAGCGCCUUUCCCGAAUAAGAGUGUCCAACCGCGCCCCUUUCGAAUAAGCGCUCCCGUUCCCUCCCCUCUUACUUUCCCAAAUAGUAUGGCUACAAGAAAACCUGUUUCUAUCGCCACAUUAUUGAUGUCAUAAUCGAUAUUUGAUGAUGAUGAUAAUCAUAAUCGUAAUCAGUUCUUGUUUUGCUAAAAAGAUGCUUUCCAAAAAAAGGGAUUUUUCUCGCUUAAAAUGUCAGCUUAAGCGAAAAAAGUUGACAGAGCAUUUUUGUAAAGAUUUUACAAAUUUCAGUGGAAAAGGGAAUGGGCAAUGAGUAAACUUGUCGAGUUUUCAACUAAAAAGCGUUUUCAAAUUGGUACUUGCGUGGUUAGCGGGCAAAAAGUAAUACACCUUGACGUCACAACCAUGUUUACAUACUCUCAUGCAAUUACGCCUCUCGGCCAAUCAGAGCGCGCGUACUAUCUUAGUUAUUUUAUAAAAAGGCUUAUAAGUGUGUGGGUGUGUGGGUGUGUGUUUGUGGGUGGGGGAUACUUAUAAGCGGUAGUGUAAGGUCUACCGUUGGACGGAACAUGCACAUAAGCAUGCAAGCAAACAUUGGGACUAUAAGCAAGUAAAAAGCUAUGAAUUUCAUGCACAAGGUUAGGAAACAGGUCACCAAUACCAAAAGGUGGUCCAUAAAAAUCCUUGCUAAGUGCAUGUCUGCUUUAAAUUUUUUUCAAUGGCAUAUAUUCUGACUACGGUCUUACUAACUAGGUACCUUCAGGGUUGAUCAAGUCACAGAUGGAUACACUGCUUUUUAUCAGGUAAAACCGUUGGUAAUUAGCUUGCUGCUGUGUAAGUGGGAGGAUUAAGGUUUCAACGAUUCUUUAUCUGGAAGGUUUUCUUCAUUUAAAAGUUCUUUGAAACCUUGCCUUAUUCAGAAUCGUUGCAGGCAACAGUUUUGCGUUUUUAAUCGAUUCCUACUGCGCUCUUCUUUCUCUUUAAUCUUUUGCUUCAAAACUCAUAACCUUGUUGUUUUAUAAAAACUUCAAAAACUCAUUAAUAAUUCAUAAAUACAAAAACGAAAGAAAUUAAUGUUUAAUUAGUGUCUUUACCUCUGAUAAAGACAUGGCUAAGCUUUAUGGUCAAUUUUUUAGACCAAAAUAACUUCAAAUCUUAAUAUUAGUGCAAGAAUGAAUUGAUCUAUAUCAGCGACUUUGUAGUCGUUCAUAAAACGAGCAGUCGUGUAUUAUCAGGUUUAAAAACUCUCAGCUUCGCUUCGAGGUUUUAAACCUGAUAAUAGACUCCUGCUCGUAUUUAAACAGCACCUGCUAUUCACCUUGUUUUCUUCCAUGUAGUGGUUAUUGAGACCUUUUAACAACACUUAGUUAACCAUUUUUCCAUUGUUCAGCUAAUUUUUGCUAUCUUUGAUAUUCCGUUGAAAUUAUCCCCAUGUCCUAGCUUAUCUAGUUUUGCCAUGAUCUACGAUAGGUAUCUAAAAGACGGCGUUUUGGAGUGAUGAAGUCACGGGAAGAUGACCCAACCAUAUAAUAGACUUUCAAAAAAAUUUACUUAAAGGGCUAAGUUCCUUCAAACAACUUAACCGUUUAAGCCCUAAGACUGAUGAGCAUCAAAUUUCUCCUUGUAAUAUCAAUGCUUUGUAAAAAAGAGUGGUCAUGAGAAUUACAGACAAGAUCGCACACAAGGUGAAUUUGCUUGAUAUUUUAUCAACUUCUCCCCGCAACUUCUGUGGGAAAUGAAUAGGGGCAACAAAUGAGAAUUCUAAUUUUGAUCUUAGGGUUUAAAAGGUUAAUAAGGACUCUGAGAGGACACUGAAAGUACUAAUUGGGGUUUGACUGUACUGCCAGCUGUAAUGCGCGCGCAUAACGUUUUACUGUUUACUAUUUUACAGAUUCCAGGAGGAGUUAGACAGUUUAAUUCUGAAUGCUACACCUAUAGGUAAUAAAACUACAAUACCAACGAUGACUCCAAUGUCCCCUCCAACCCAACCUUGCUUUGCCCGCCAUUACUCAUCAUACACAUUCAUUUCCCUUUGAUGUUUUGAGCCCCUAUGGAUCGAUGAGUUCGAAAUCGGUUCAAAACUGCUGUUGUGCGUUUAGCAGCGCUUAAUUAUAAUCAUCGAAUUCCUUCACAUUGACGCAUCCAGGAAUCGAGUGGCCCAAGUGGAGAUGGGCGGGGGGAAGAAGGGGGCGGCCCCCAUUUUAUUUUUAGGCCAAAAUGAGGCCGGCAGGGCUGAGAAAAAUUAAUUUUGAGGUCAUCCCCUCUUACAAAGGUCCUCCGUCUCUCUUACCUGAAAACCCGAACCUGCUGUUGCUUUAGAUAGUUCUCGCUUUAAGUAAAACCUUGUUGUAUUUUUUCUCUUCCCAGCUGCCCUCGAAUCAUAGUGUCUCACGUGUACCCCUAUCAGUGGGAAUCAAAUUGCAGAGGGGUACUCAACGGCUACCUUAUAUGGACGAGCGGCGAAUGUCACAGAGGUAAAUGAACUCAGGCACUCUUUUUUGAGCGCUGUCAAUCACCUGACCAGCAUCUACACGGAUUUAUUGAAAAAAAACAAAAAAACAAAAGUGUUAGACCGAUUUUUGUGUGACCUUGAAAAAUGGUUUCGGUGAGUGUUUGAUUUGUUUAAUCAGCCAAUGGAUGAUAGGAUAAGAACAUGAACUCUUCGUUUUCCCGCCAAAGAAAAUCCUAGUAUUGAGAAAGCAUUGAUCGAUUGGCCAAACGUAUUGCAGUAUGACGUCAAAGCGAAGUAUCAGUUGAUUUCUAGCAAGUUCUAUAGGACAUGAAGUUUUUUCACCCAAGCGUUCGCUUGACCAACUAAAAGCCACGCGCGUUUGUAUCCGUUUGAUAAACCAAUCAAAUCGCUCUAUUUCCGUUCAUUUUUUCUGUUUUGUUCGCGCGUUUUCAUUUCAAGGAUAUACGAAAAUCGCUCUAUCAUAAAAAAAAUUCAAUUCCCACAGGAUUGGGUUGUUACACAAACGACUGCCGUUUAAUGUUGUUUAGCAACACUUAUAUCUGGCAGUUGUGACGUCAUACGCGAGAGUGCUUUACAUUGUGUAUCUGACCUGGGCAAUAGACGAGCUGGCACGGUUUCUCCUUUUUUAACUUGUUUUCAUUAGUAUCAAACAACUAAUAUGAAAUACUGUGAUUUCCAUGUGAAUUUAUGUUAACACGAAAAUGGAGGUUUUCAAAAAAGCGCGAGGACUGCUCCGCCUAAGAAACACACCCUCCGUAGUAACUUAAGCUACGGUACAAGGGGCGGCAAAAACUUGCCACUUGUUUUGCAGCAUUGCAGCAAAAAGAAUGGGAAGGCUAUGUUAAGCGUUUUACCACCCACGUUCAAACCUAUCUUUCGACAAAUUAGCUUGUUGCAAGUUGAUCCAAAUUGUGUGAAUACUGACUUCUUAUUGUAUAAAAUUACGCUUGGGUUACACCAUACACGGGAGCUAUGUAGCUUGCUGCAAAUCAAGUUUGCCUUGCAUUUGGGCCGGUAAAACCCGCAACACGAUGCAUGUACAUAUUUGUUGCAAAUUGCAGGGCUACUGUCUACUUUCUGUAACUUUCUCGCAACCUGCAUGAAUCUGAUUUGUUGCAAGACAGGCGUAAUGAUUUGUGGGUAGAAAAACGUGCAACAUGAGAUAUGUCCAGUCUUGUACUCGCCAACAAUCAGUGGAAGGAUGUACAGUCGUUAAAGUAUAUUUUUUAAAUCAAUGACGAGUUUAAAAGAAUAGCAAUAACUGAAUUAACCCUCGGACGUGCGAGGGGAAGGGGGGUUGUUAGCCACCCCUCUCUGAGGUUUUUUUUUUGUUUGUUUGUUUUUUUUCGGCGAAAAACAUCAGCAUCUGACGUUUUCAAUAGCUGUUCGUUUAUCCCUCACGCGCAUGUUGAGACAAGUUCAGUGAUGGUCAGUUACUACGGUUACGAGACAUGACGUCAUAAGUAGCAGGUGGUCAAGCCAUUUUGAGAGAAAAUACAUGUUUUUUCAUCUUCUUUCAACAAUAAAAAUAAAGGUUGUGGAUUAAAUGAUGCAAAGUGCUUAUUUAUGUGUUAUUUUACAUUUCAAGCACAAAAAAAUUACCAUUUCUCGCGGUUUUAACCUGAUUUCUAAAUUCUUGGUAAAAUCUAAAAUGGCAAACAAGAAGGCGAUCAUUGUUGGUGACGUCACAGACCUCCAGUAGCGCCACCACCCUUUGGUGGAGUUGAUAUUCUCCAUGUCUUUCUUUUCAACUUUAUUCUUUCUUUUACAAUUAGUUUUCGAUAUGCACGACAACGUCGAAUGCGGCGGAGCAGCGUGGCUCUCUUCGAAGUAUGGUACGUUUGUGUUUUAUUUUUAAUUUAUUUUUGAAUCUUACGUUAAUAGAAUCAACGUUAUAGGUCGAAUAAGCGUCCAGUAGUUGCGCCUUUUUCAGUUAUUUUAGCGCCUUUAAACAACUCGAAAAACGUAAAUAAGCAACGUCCCUUCAGAUAGACUGCAAAACAGUCCGUAUUUUUGCCUGUUCAAGUACGUACGAGCAGUCGAACAAAAGGUCUGGAACGAGGCUGAAACAGAUAGAGAGACAGGGGAGAGACGCUUUCUAGGGCGUGUAAGACUUACGUCACGAUUUACCGGUUUCUUUACUGAUUUUGAGAAAAAACCGACCGUUUUGCCGUCUACUCCUCAAAUAGGCGACUCGCCCCUCCCCUGUCAUAUUUACAAGGCUUUAUUCUCUUGUGCCGGUAGCGCGGCGUGUGAGCACGAGCACGGUAGAUCCGUGCUAUCUAUCCGUUAUCACAACAAUUAACCAUAAACUAACCUAACUGGAGCCUAUACCGUCAACAAAACUCAUAAUUCAAGUUCUACGAUUUGUUUCCCUUUGUUUACAGGUACAGAGCGGGUACUUUACGGAUUCCCCUUUGAAGGUUUAAGUGGAAUGUAUGCUAAUAAGACAGGACUCCUGUUUGUCAAAUGA
Porites lobata is the source of this 5155-nucleotide messenger RNA. NCBI's taxonomy places the organism in Eukaryota, Metazoa, Cnidaria, Anthozoa, Scleractinia, Poritidae. The record is from the annotation of a GenBank genome assembly.